This is a messenger RNA of Nicotiana attenuata, 2479 nucleotides long. Its product is annotated as protein NLP7-like. The transcript is spliced from 4 exons. Lineage: Eukaryota; Viridiplantae; Streptophyta; Magnoliopsida; Solanales; Solanaceae. Gene Ontology annotation, molecular function: DNA-binding transcription factor activity. The record is from RefSeq and is a predicted model, not a curated record. The coding region runs from base 148 to 1482 and encodes 444 amino acids.
UCAUUUGAGCAAGGUAAGUAAUAAAGAAAAUUAAUACAGCACAGCACUAAUCUAUGUGGACUACACACAAAAAAACUACAAAUUUUGCGUUCUUUUAAUUCAUCAGUCUUGAUUUCUUUCUGCUGCUGAUAAUUAAGUUUUUUCAUAAUGCCUGUUGAACUCAAAUUUUCUUACAGAAAACAAGAUGAUGGAAUUAAUCGGUGGGUUUUCUGGACUAAUCGUAAUGGGGAUGAGCUGAACCAUGUUAAAUCUCUCUUCCAAUUUCUCAGAGAUUCUACUCACACUGAUACAAAUGGUGACAGUCAAAUAAACAGAUUGACAAUCAAGAAUCUAGUCGAGCUUCUUGAUGUUCAAGGAACUUGUUUGAUUCAAUUUUGGGUACCUAUAAGGGUUAAUGGUGGCCAGAUUUUUUUAACAACAGCAGACCAGCCUUUUGCUCUUAAUGGCAAGAUUCACGAGGGUCUGUGGGCGUACAGGCGUGUAUGUCUCCAUACUAUAGCUUCAGUCGACACCACAGAUAUUACUGCAGCUAAACGCAUCCAUGUCCAUGGCCGUCCAGCACGCGUCUUCAGAAGUGGAAUGCCUGAAUUCAGCCCUCAUGUCAGAUACUAUUACAUGGGCGAAUACCCUUUGCGCAAUUUUGCAAUGUGUCUGGGAGUAGGUAGCUAUUGGACUGUGCCUGUGUUUGAGGGUUCAGGGGACCGUUGCAUUGGCGUACUGGAAUAUGCAUUCGACGCAAAUGAAGGUCUUGAUAUUUGCUCUAUCUUAGACCGUUUCAUCAACAAUCACAGAAUACUUAAGACAAUGGGUCUGGCUCUCAUUCCUUCAUGGUUAGCAUGCCCUAAAGAGAUACAAGAAGUAUCGGAGCAAGAACUCGCUAAAGUAAAGGAGGCUUUGGAAGUAACAUGUAAGACUCACAAGUUACUCUUUGCUCAAACUUGGAUUCCUGUGCUUGAUUCAAGUAGAACACAAAUGUUGAUCACCUCGCCCCCAACAAAAUAUUGGGGUGAUGAUAUAGCACCUCUUGAAUUUUUGGCUAUUAGUGACCUACAUCAUGUACGCAUUGGGCAAGGAUUAGUCGGAAAAGUGUUUUCAUCAAAGGGUUCAUGCUUUUGCAGAGAUAUAACUCAAUUAAGCAUAGAUUUUUACCCCUUAGUACCAAUUGCACGCUCUGCUAGAUUUACCGCCUGUUUUGCAAUUUUUGUGAGACUGAAGAAUGCGAGCAGCAUGGUACUAGAAUUCUUUUUACCUCGUGAUGAGACACUCGAUGGAAAUCCGCAAAGUUUCUUGAACAAGCUAUUAGCCACAAUUGGAGAACAACUUCCAAGCUUUUCUCUAGAUUCAGGACCAAGCUUUUUUGUUGAGGUUAUCGGAACUGCUCUUGUUGAUGGGCUUGAUUUCUUUGAGAUAAGCCAACCACAACCAGUGGUUGAACCAAAGGGAAACAAAAAAGUGAUGCAUUUUUAUUCCUUGAAUCAAUAAUCCGCUGAUUUAGGAGCGUCGAGUUCAACUGAUAUAGGAGCUCAUUACAUGGAGAUUACAAAGGAUACUCCUGGUAUACAUGGUAUUGCUAUUUCUCAAAAGAUUUUGGAAUUAGAGAAUAAAGAAGAAUCUGUGCUGCUAAAUUCAGCACACCAACAAGGAGUUGAGGAAGCUGCUGCGGUGGACAAAGAAAGGAAUUUUGUAAAUUUCAAGGAGAAUGAAGUUUCCUAUACUGAUUCAGACAUAUUUGCAACAUUUAUUGUUGAUCCAGAGCAAAAUUUGCAAAAAAACUUGUCUAUUAUUGAAGCUUCUCUUGAUGAAGAACUCGAGUCCUUUGACAUAGGCCAGCAUCAACUUCCUUUGAUGGUAAAAUAUGACACCCUCAAUCAACUAUCUGAUAUUGAUCCUUUGAGUUCAUCUGAUUUUGAAGAAAUUAUAACUGUGGAUUAUGGAUGGGACGCUCGCAUGAAUCUUCAGUCAAAAGACAAAGGAGAAACUACACAGCCAGAUUUAGCAUAUCAACAGAGAGGGGAGGCAGCUGAAACAAAGGCAUUCUCUGCAUGUCAAAGAGAGUACAAAUUCCCAUAAUUCCCCAGAGAAACAUAAAAGGAUAAAGAGGAUAGAAAAGGAGUUGAAAAACAGUCAGUGAAUUCCAGUCAAGAAGACCUGCAGCCACAUGCUACAUUGACUGAUCAGAGGAAGAAACCUACGGCUACAUUUCAGAGUGACAACGCCAUGAGCGUAAAGGUAACUUACAAAGAUGUAACUGUAAAGUUUCCACUGUCUCUUUCAUCGGGGAAAAUCGAUUUAGAAGCAGAAAUCGGAAAGAGAUUGAGAAUACCUAUAGGAAGUUGUUCUAUCAAGUAUGAAGAUGAAGAAAAUGACUGGAUUGCAAUAACAUGUGAUUCAGAUUUAGAGUAUGGAAUACACACUUUAAGAUCAUUAGGAAGAACUACAAUGAAGAUGUUGGUUGAGCCCUUGAAUUAAUUUUACUGAU